Paramuricea clavata is the source of this 278-nucleotide messenger RNA. NCBI's taxonomy places the organism in Eukaryota, Metazoa, Cnidaria, Anthozoa, Malacalcyonacea, Plexauridae. The record is from the annotation of a GenBank genome assembly.
AUGCCUUCACAUCAUAAGUUCUCGCGUUCGGAACUUAUUCGUCUUCAUUCCAAGACCUUACAAGUUAGCCGUAAUGUUGUUUCGCUGCUCAAAGCAUUUAAUAUCUUCAAGCACCAGAGAGGAAAGGGAGGUGGUAGACGAAAGAAAGCUGAACAAGAACUCUCUAGAAUCCCAGUUCGUAUUACAUGGCGAUCAGCAAACAAAAUCAAUCACACGGAACGAAGGCCUAGGGCUCUUACAAGCAUUCCGCGGAAAGUUAACUCAAAUGUAAGAGGCAG